UCCAAGCGCGGGAGGGGCGGGGCUUAGGCAAGCCGGGUCUUCCGGGAAAUGUGCCGGCAUUUGGUUUUGGCCGGGGGCUAUGGAGGUUGUGCGGUGCGUUGGGCACGGCUCCCUAUGCUUCCUGAAAACAGGCGUCCGGGAUGGGCCGAGCAGAGGGAAAAGCUUCUAUGUGUGCGGGGUCCAGGACCGGCCGCCCUGCGCGUUCGUCGCCCCCACAGAGCUUCCUCCUUCCCACUGCUUGAUCCAUGAGAAGUAUGUGGUGGAGCUGCAAGUUCUUAUUCAGCAGCAAGACAGAGAAGAAUACAGACUGUUUUAUCGAUGUCUUAAGAGUAAGAAGGAUGGAAAGAGGUGGUGUGGAAGCAUCCCCUGGCAGAAUCCAAAAACUUCCCAGUUGCCCACUGAUUUGGGAUGCCAUCAUGCACCAGCUCUACUCUGUAAUCCCAAUGGUCCACGAAAUCCAUUCAAAGUUCUGAACAAGAAUUGUGAAGUGUCUUCUUGGAAACAAAUAAAUGAAGAUACCACAGAAAAAAAUACAGCAGGAGGAGGAAAACAGAAGGCAGAAAAAGCGCAAGCAUUAGAUGCAAAGGAAAAGUUGACAUCAGAAUCUGUGAAAGGGAGAGAGCUGUCAGCAGGAAUGAAGAUUACGAAGAAACAAUCUGGAGAGAAGAAGACAGAAGCUGGGGAGGAAGCCUGUUCCCAAACUAAAUCAAGUCAGCCUGAGACUCAGAAAGAGGGAAACCUUUCUUGUGAUGGACAGAAACAUGGUACCUGCAAAGAGCCUGCAAAGUUUUCUAAGCAUGCGGAGAAGGCGGCAAGUGCAACACUAGUGGAGGAUGUCUUGUCUGGAGAAGGUAAUAGAAAGCCUUUGUCUUCAUGCCCUAAGAGUCAAAAGGCAGACGCUGCCCUUCUGAGAGAGGAACAGCUCCGAAAGGAAUGCUCCAUAGCCCAUGAGGACAAAUGGAUAAAAGUUGAGGGACAUGCUGGUGAGGAGAUCUGUGAGAAGAACCUGACAGCUAGGCAGAGCGUGAUUUCACAGAAGACUUCAACCACAUCAGAGCCAUCAACAUCAGUAUUCAUGCCACCUGGAGGUCCUCCGGCACAGGCAGCACCACCAAAGUCAGGAAUAGUGCCCAGGGUGGAGAAACGUAGUAGUGGACACUCUGGCACCAAUGAAGAUGAAGUUGUAUUUGUUUCUCCCACGCUGGGGGAAAGCCAGGCUGAUAGACCAAAGCUAGAUGUGCAACAGGGGGGCAUUCCUGCAAAAACAUCAGGGAGAAGUGAGCAAAAUAUUCUCUCCAAUUUCCCAGGACUUGAAAUAUCUUUGCCAAAGGGAGAAGCAUUGGACUUCAAAGACCUUCACAGCCACCUUCAAAUCCAGCUGAAACAGAAGAAGAGCACUUUGGCAGCAGUGAAUGUUCAGGCCCUGCCAGAUAAAGGUGAACGGUUACUAAAGCAAGUGCAGGAUUUGGAAGCUGCACUCAGUACUCUCAAUCUCUCGUCAGCAGAAAGGGAAGUGGAAGAGAACACCAGGGACAGCAAAAACCAUGAUGAACCGCUAUCCAACACAUCCAGCAGCCCAGGCACUGAACCAACAAAUAUUAUGCAGCUGAAAAAACAGCAGCCAUUUCAAGAUCCUUUUGCUGCCUCUUCUCUGGGGUUGCAUUGUCAUGGCCCAGUUCCCUCCCUGGGGUCCAGCAAAUACUAUGGUCAUGUUUAUGGAGUGAAUUCCAGUAUGCAAAACCUGUAUGGGGGCAGAAUGACUGAAGAUCGGAUCAAGGCUGUGCGUGACGCCACAAGUGAUGCCAUUGACCAUCUCUAUAAAUCUCUGGAAUCUUGCCCCACAGAGGAGACAGUUGCCGCAGAUCCAUCUGGGCUAAGGGUCUCAUUGCUGGUGCAUCAGAAGCAGGCCCUGGCAUGGUUACUCUGGAGGGAGAGCCAGCGACCAUGUGGAGGAAUUCUGGCGGAUGACAUGGGCUUGGGGAAGACCCUAACAAUGAUUGCACUCAUUCUGACCCAGAAAAAUCAAGCGAAGGGGGAAGGAAAGGAGAAGAAAUUAGAAAUGUGGCUGUCUAGACAUGAUUCCCCUGUUGUGCUGUCCCAUGGCACUUUAAUCAUUUGUCCUGCAUCCCUGCUCCAUCACUGGAAAAAAGAGAUUGAGAGGCAUGUAACUAGUGGCAAACUGAGGAUCUAUCUGUACCACGGACCUAACCGAAGCAAAGAUAUAGCAGUACUAUCCAAAUAUGACAUUGUUGUCACCACCUACGGCCUUAUCUCCAAGGAAGUGCCCACAAAAAAGGAAGAGGGAGAGGUCCCUGCGGAGGACCACAGUGUGGAGGAUACAUCAUCUCCCUGUUCCUCUCUGCUCCGCAUUACCUGGGCUCGGAUUAUACUGGAUGAGGCCCACAAUAUCAAGAACCCCAAAGCGCAGACCUCUUUAGCUUUGUGCAGGCUGAGAGCUAAUGCAAGAUGGGCUGUCACCGGAACACCAAUCCAGAACAAUCUGCUGGAUAUGUACUCACUGCUGAGGUUCCUGCGUUGCUCUCCCUUUGAUGAAUUCAAGGUGUGGAAGUACCAAGUUGAUAACGGUACAGUGAAAGGAGGAGAGAGACUGAGUAUCUUAACCAGGAACCUCUUAUUGCGGCGAACUAAGGACCAGCUAGACUCAACUGGCAAACCUCUGGUAUCUCUGCCUCAGCGCCAUGCUCAGCUGCACCAGUUAAAACUCUCUGAAGAUGAGCAGUCUGUGUACAAUGUGCUUUUUGCAAGAUCAAGGUCCACACUGCAGUCAUACUUAAAGAGACAAGAGCAGAAGAGUCAAGCCAAAGAAUACCCUGGUGGUAACCCCUUUGAUAAAGCACAAGAAUUUGGAGCUGGCCAAAAAGAUGUCUCAGGAGGGGCCUCCCAGGUCUCUAGUACGGUCCAUGUCUUGUCCAUGUUGCUGAGACUCCGCCAAUGCUGCUGCCAUCUUUCCCUGCUAAAAAUGGCUCUGGAUCAAGCUAACUUGAACAGUGAUGGCAUCUCCCUUUCCCUAGAAGAGCAACUCAGCGCUUUGACCUUGUCUGAACUCCAAAGCCCUGACUCCAAAUCUACAGUCUACCUCAAUGGCACAGCUUUCAAUGUGGAUCUUUUUGAAGUCACCAGACAGAGCACCAAGAUAUCUCAUCUCCUGGCUGAACUGAAGGCCAUCCAAAGUCAUUUAGAAUCCCAGAAAAGUGUCAUUGUGUCUCAGUGGACUAGCAUGUUGAAAGUUGUGGCCAUCCAUCUUGAGCGUCUGGGGUUGAAGUACGUGACAAUAGAUGGCUCUGUAAAUCCUAAAGAGAGGAUGGAUGUAGUGGAAGAGUUCAAUAUGAAUCCCAAAGGGCCUCAGGUUGCCUGUUGCCAAGCAGGAAUUGUUCCCAGCUCAUCUCAUGCUUCUGCAGGUUAAGUAUGUUUACGCACACACAACAUGGGGAGUUCUGGAGCCCUGCAAUCUGUUCUUAAAAUGAACUUUACUGUAUUAGAAUUCACCUCUCACCCCAAAUCUCAGGACAGGCAUGUGAAGUCAGUGGGAGAUGGGAAUUCAUAAUUCCUUUUUUUUUUUUUUUUUUAAGUGAGUUGACUGGUCAGUGACCCCUUCAGAGUAGCCCACAAUUUGGGUCAAAAAGAAAAAAAAAAUACUGUCUACUGUAAUGGCUAUUUUGGAGCUAACAGCAGGCUACCACUUUCUCUAUGACAAGGUCUGAAAUCCCAGUGGAACUCUCCAGGCACCUGGGGAGUCUUGAGUACAGAUUGAGGACAUUCUCCUAGAACAGUUUUUUUUAUCUGGAUGUUUUGUAGUAGUUACUGUAAUUCAGACAGGACUCUUGACUUUUCUGGAGAGUAGGUCCAUCUGGAAGGGACAAGUCCCAGAGUUAAUCUAAUGACAUUAACUAGUUUUACUCCCUGGAUGUCUUAGAAGAACUGCAGGCUGAUAACCUCAGGGCAAAAGAUACUAGACUUAUUGCUGAUAGAGAUGUUUGUUUCUUUAAAGGAAAGCAAAGUGCCAGCUUCCUUCAAAGAGAAAACUGUUAGUCCCAUGCUCAAGAAAUCACCUCUUGAUGUAGACAGUCCACCACCUGUUGUCCGUGACUUCAGUGAAAGGAGUUACAGGAGUUAUGACAUCCCCUCUCUCGUGGAUCCUUGUUAUCAAAAAAAAAUAAAAAAUCUCAUAAUAAGUGUGAACUGGUCUCCUCAGCAGAGAGGCCAAUGAUUGAAUGCCCCAGAGAGAAAUAACUUUCUUCACCUGCAAGGGGAGGUCUAUACAAGGCUGUUACUGCAUCAGGCAGUAUUUUGGACACACUGUGCAUGCACCCCCAGUGUCAUACCUCCUGGACUGGAAGUCACGUAGCCGCAUUAGAAGGCUACAUUCUGAGCUCUGCUGAGAGGCAGAGCCUAACUACUCGUGCUGUGCUGUACAAAGGUGGCUGAACUUGCUACUACUGAUUUCAGGAGGUAGUAUAUGCAGAAUGAUUGUGGCAUGAGUACAGCACUACCUGGCACUAUACCUGGGCUUUUUCCAGUCAAGAGAAACUUGUUGGGAUGAUGCUUGGGGAAAGCCUGGCCUACUGGGAGGCAGCCUAUGCCAUAGUGUUUUGCAUACAGCUCCAAUCUCCAGGGUUACUAAACCAACCAAUAACUUGCCGGUACUACAUGUACAUAGGCAAGGCAUCUUGAUCUUUUGCCUGAACCAAAAUCCAGAAUAGACAGGCUAUGAUUUUUCUGGGGGUGGGCUCCUGAAAGUAACCUGUCUCUCUUUUUGUUGGUCU
Messenger RNA from Alligator mississippiensis (American alligator), 4784 nucleotides. RefSeq names its product transcription termination factor 2 (gene TTF2). NCBI's taxonomy places the organism in Eukaryota, Metazoa, Chordata, Crocodylia, Alligatoridae. The record is from RefSeq and is a predicted model, not a curated record. Gene Ontology annotation, molecular function: zinc ion binding; ATP-dependent chromatin remodeler activity; ATP binding. Bases 80 to 3424 code for a protein of 1114 amino acids. The transcript has 21 exons.